Messenger RNA from Zea mays, 820 nucleotides. RefSeq lists its product as uncharacterized. The record is from RefSeq and is marked provisional. The transcript is spliced from 2 exons. The coding region runs from base 88 to 771 and encodes 227 amino acids. Lineage: Eukaryota; Viridiplantae; Streptophyta; Magnoliopsida; Poales; Poaceae.
CACACACACACUGCCUGUUUAUUUUGUGGACCUAUAGCAUAUUCCCGUGGUCUCCCCCCUUUUGCUUUGCUUGCCGAGACGGCGACCAUGGCGAAGCAGCAGAAUCCUAUCCCCAUCCCGAUGCCGCUGUCGCUGUCGCUGCCCCUCGUCCUCGUCGCGCUGCUCCUGCCGGCCGCCCGCGGCGCCGCGGAGACGCCGCAGUACACGACGGUGCACGCGGAGUCGGACUUCGAGGUGCGGCUGUACGGCGACACCGUCUGGAUGUCCGCCCCCACCCCGGACAUCCCUUCCUUCCACGUCGCCACCAAGCUCGGCUUCCACAGAUUGUUCCAGUACCUGAUGGGCGCAAACCUCAACUCUUCGAGGAUCAGGAUGACCACCCCUGUGCUCACGAGUGUGGUUCCAGGUGCAGGGCCUCUGCGCUCCUCGGCCUACUCCGUCCGGCUGUACCUGCCGGCGAAGUUCCAGGCUUCCCCUCCGGUUCCUCUCCCAGAGCUGAACCUGCAUCCAGAUCGGUGGCCAGGCCACUGCGUCGCAGCGAGGAGCUUCUCGGGUCGUGCACGGGACAAGAACGUGGUCGAGGAAGCCGAGAAGCUCGCCAUGAGCCUGAGCCGGUCACCAUGGGCUAACUCCACAGACUACUCCAGCAAGAGCGCUUACUCGGUUGCACAGUACAGCAGUCCAUUCCGCAUCAUUGGCCGUGUCAAUGAGGUGUGGUUCGACGUCAACUGCAGAUCUACAUCUACUGCUGCUGGUGUUGAGUCCUACUGAAAAAAAAACCUGCCAGAUGUGAUGGAUAAUAAUAAUUUGCAUGUAAAAC